This is a messenger RNA of Prionailurus viverrinus (fishing cat), 5842 nucleotides long. RefSeq names its product clathrin heavy chain linker domain containing 1 (gene CLHC1). Gene Ontology annotation, cellular component: clathrin complex. The record is from RefSeq and is a predicted model, not a curated record. Gene Ontology annotation, biological process: receptor-mediated endocytosis. The transcript has 11 exons. NCBI's taxonomy places the organism in Eukaryota, Metazoa, Chordata, Mammalia, Carnivora, Felidae. Gene Ontology annotation, molecular function: clathrin light chain binding. The coding region runs from base 1362 to 3077 and encodes 571 amino acids.
GCACCCCAGAAGCAAUCUUUUCUUUCUUUAAAAAAAUUUUUUUUAACAUUUAUUUACUGUUGAGAGAGAGAGAGAGAGAGAGAGAGAGAGAGAGAGAGAGCGCUCACGCGAGCAACAGCUUGUGUGUACGAGCUGGGGAGGGGCAGAGAGAAGGGGAACAGAGGAUCCCAAGCGGGCUCUGCACUGACAGCAGUGAGCCUGUUGUUGGGUUUGAACUCACAAACUGUGAGAUCGUGACCUGAGCUGAAGUCAGAAGCUUAACCACCUGAGCCACCAGGCAUUCCAGAAACAAGUCUUUUCUUUUAAGUCAUCUAGAAAAAUUAUCUUUCAGAAUUGGUACAUUGGCAAAUUAACUUCAUUUUGUAUGUUAUGAUCAAUGAUACUGCUUUUGGUUUUUGAGUCAUUAAGGAAUGUAUUGGAUAAAUGUUUAAAAGUAGCGUUUUGAAUGGGUUUCGUAAAUAUCAAGAAUCAUACUAAGACUCUACUUAUCUGAAAUCAGAGGAGAGUUAUAACUGUGACAUGUUUAUCUUUGCAUGCCCAAAUGCUGGCACUUGUCAGAAGGUUUCUUCUUCUUUUUUAAUUAAAAUGUUUUAAUGUUAAUUUAUUUUUGAGAGAGAUAGUGUGAGUGGGGCAGAGAGAGAGGGGGACAGAGGACCUGCAGAGGGCUCUGCUAAUUUGUCAGAAGUUUUCAUACAUGAAGAAUUGUCUGCUUUAAAUUAGCAUGGUUCUAGUGAAGUCAUUCUGGAGGUGGUGUUGAUAAAUUUAAUUCUUAGAGAAAAGACAUGAGAUUAUAUAAAAGGGAAUAGACUACAUCUAUAGUCCUGUUUUCCCUAGCCUUUUCAGUGUUCCUCUGAAAUCUGUGUUUUCUAGCAAGAUUUCCAUGUGGACUAUCUGUCCAUUGUACAGUUAUAAAUGAUACAUUUGUGCCUUGUAAAGAAUCCUAUUCUUCAGGACUGAGAGGGUAUCUGAAAUAGAAAUUAUUUGGUGCUUAAAGAAACUUUUCUUCUGCUUUCUCUAGAUAAUGUUUUUCCAUUUUCAUGUUAUUCCAGCAUAUUUGAUUGUUAAUUAACUAUUAAUGACUGCCUUCUCUAAUCUUCCUUCCCUCUUGGAAGGAUCUAAUUGGGAAAAGAUGAAAGUAUUAACUUGCAUCUCUGAAUACUUGGAAUCAGAGAACUGAUAUGAAAUUCUGCUUAAAAUCACAGAGGAUUUGUCCUGGAGAGCUGUGCCUGAAUCAAAACAAGGAGCACCUGAGAUUCUAUUCUGAUAAUAAGAAUUGAGUGUGGGUUUAGAGAGAGGCAAAGACUUAGUAAGCAAGGAAGACCAAAGCUAGGAGGAGUGAGCUUCUACAGAAAUGGUGAAUUAUGGAGGCAACUUGCUCUGGAAAGUGGCUAGCUUUUGUGUCUCUGGAAGCACGUACAUAUAGUCUGUGUUCAUCAGUAGGGGCUGAGGUGGAAUGGCUGCCAUUCCUCUUCUCCCUCAGAUCUCUGUACUUGGUAAUAGAGUAUGUCACUGCAUACAAAUCCAUUCUUACUUCAAUCAAAAAAGAAUAUGAUGACUUUAUUGAGACAAUAAAGGAAAGCCAAAAGACUGCAUUUUGUCUUCAUGGAAAACUUAAAGCUUUGGCAGCAGAGCCCAUAGCAUUGGUAUAUCACAGGAAAAGAACAAUCCAACUUGAAGCAAAAAUGAGGGUUAUUGAAAAUAAUUCCUCACAAAUUCAAUUGCAAAUAGACCAAAUGAAGCAACUUAGGGCAGAGUAUGACGCAAAAGAAGCAAAAUAUCAUACUUUCUCCAAAGAUCCUUCAAAACCUAUUCCAGGCAUGACUCUCCAAGAAUCCGUCAGUUUAGAUGCUCUCACUAAGUACCUGAAACAUCUUGAAGAUAAAUAUGCCGAAAUUAAACAGGUUAUGUUGAAAAAAUAUGUACCAGUUCAGAGGAAGGCAGAUUUAGAUGAGGAAAUGAUGGUGACAUUAAAACGGAGAGAUUUAGCUGAAAAUUUAAACAAAGAAUUACAGUUUCGUCAUCAAAGACUGCAGAUUAUUUCAAAUGCACUUACUUCAUGGGUAAAAUCUGAUAUGAGCAGCUCAUUUCAAGAUUUCGUGGAGCAAAUUCAGAAAACUAAAGAUUUACAUGGUGACCAAGGCAUUAUUGAGGAACUGCUUGAAGAUGAUCCAGGCAAGGCAAAAGAAGCUGAAAUUUUGCUUUCCUACAUUGAAAGGUUCAAUGAAUUAAUGUUGCUUGGUGAAUAUGAAAAGGCAGCUUGUUUUGCAGCCCACAGUCCUAGAAGAAUUCUUCAAAACAUUGGGACAGUGAAUAAAUUUAAGGCUGUUGGAAAAAUUAGAGGAAAGCCUUUUCCAUUACUCUUAUUUUUUGAGGCCAUCUUUAGCACAAGUCAUGCAUGCAGACGUCCUAUUGAUGCAGAACUGACCCUGGAAGGAAUCCAAUGUGGAUUAUCUGAAAAACGUUUAGAUUUAGUUAUCAAUUGGGUCACUCAGGAAAGGCUCACAUUUUCUGAGGAGGCUGGGGAUGUCAUUUAUGAUUAUGGGGAGCAGGAUACUUAUAACAAGGCCAAGUGCCUGGCUUUAGCUCAGAUGAUCUACACUGAAUGUGGCCUGCACAAGAAAGCUCUUCUUUGCCUAUGUAAACAGGGUCAGAUUCAUGGGGCCAUGGAAUACAUACAACAGUUCAAGGACUUUACUUCCGAUGACCUGAUGGACCUAAUCAAGUUAUGUCCUCACACUGAAUUAAUUCAGUGUCUCACUAGAGAAUGGAACGGGAAACCACCAUCUUUAUCUUUUGGUCUUGCUAUACUUCAUCUGUUCUCUGUAGAUAUGAAAAAAGUUGGCAUUAAGCUACUUCAAGACAUAAGUAAAGGUGGGAAAGGUAUAGUCGAACAUCUUAUGAUAAAUGAUCCAUUUUGCUCAUUAGAAAACUGGCAAGAAGUAGCAAAUAUAUGUUUACAGAAUGGCUUUGACAAAUUAUCUCGUGACAUCAUGUCCAUUCUUCGGUCUCAGGCUGGAGUUACAGAAAUUUCUCAAGAAGAUGAUACAGUCAACUUAAUGGAACAUGUUUUUUGGUAGUGCUACAUCUUAACCAGUUGAGGGAGCUUGUAUAACAUUUUAUGUGUGUUGGUUGGACAAACUGAUUUUGGCAUAACUAACUUAUAAAUAAAUCCAAAGUGUGAAGCUCUCAGAAAUCAUGCUGCUCUUAUUAUGUUGACAUUUAGAUUUGUCCUUGAAACAUUUAGACUGUUGCUUUCUUUUUCUCCAUAUGGUCAUUUCUUAUAUUGAAUCUUGAUAAAAUCCAAGAAUAUAACUCAGUUUAGGUAUGUACUUCUAUCUAAGGGCAUAAGCUAACAUCUAGAUAUAUUCUUUUCUGGUGAUCAAAUUUCAUAGUAAGAACUGGAGAAGGUGUGGGUAGUAUCCUGUCAGACUAAUUUCCCAAAUAUUGAAUGCUAUGAGCCUGAUUUUUAACAAGAAAGACAGGAUGUCAUUUUGAGGUUGGACUCACUGGUGAAAUCCUAAGUAUAGUAAUUUUGUACUACUGACUGCCCCAUGCUUUGGUCAAUGUAAAUGGCAAAUGUUAGGCUUCUACUCUAAAAGUUGGGAAUCCUAGCAUGUUCUUACCUAGAGAGAAGACCAGCCAAAUUUUGCAUGGAUGUAGACCUGAGAUACCUGUAGGUAUGGAACGUAUGUCAUAGGUGGUUUGGGAUGAUUUCAAAUGUCUGAGUAAGUAUUUGUUGGAAUACUCAGGUUGUGUCAUGGACAGGUAGGAUAUUCAACAUAUUUAGUGAUCCACAUGGCAUGGGCACCAUGAGUCAAACAGAACAGAUCCUCAGCUAAUCUUAACAGCUUUCAGCCCUUAUGCCACGGCAGAGCAUACCAGCUAAAUGUCAGCCUUGAUCAUGGAACUUGGUAACAGUGAGCUGCUAUGAGAUGGAGUAGGAGUAAAAAGUCAAGCUUCUUUCCCCUCCUAAAUUUAAAUUGAAUGUCUGUUUUUUUACUCUAUAGUUGAAAGAAUAUGAACUUGGAAUCAGGUAGCCUUGUAUUUAAAUUCUGGUCUUACCUCUUCCUCUUUGUAAAAUACGGGCGGUAAUACUCCUCCAAAGGUUUGUCAUGAAGGUUAGUGAUAUGUGUGUAUAAUAGAAGUAUAUAACGUAAUAGAGGAAUUUUGCAGAAGGUAACUGUUAUUUCUAUGUAAUAGGUCCCAGAAAUAUAUGUUCCUCUGCUUGGCUUAAACUUACUAAAUCCCACAUAUCUGUCUGUCUUUAUUUGUAUAAUUAUCCUUCUUUGGUGUAUUUGAUAAUACUGACAUACCUUAUUCCUAAAGUAAGUGAUCUGUCUAUGCUAGGGCUUCUUGGCUUAUCUUAUAAAUCCAGAGGGUACUGGCUACGUUCUCAGUUUUUCCAUAUAUUGCUAAACACAGUAAUGCAUAAUUAUAAUUGAGUUUUCUAAACCAAUAUUUUUUAAAGUAAUAUAUGUACAUAAUUUAAAAAGCAAUGUAUUACUAAAAGGCUUACAGUAACUAAUAAUAUUUUGAUUUCUGGCCAUCACAUUAGCUGUGAUUUUUGAAAAGAAAAGAUGAAGGAUGGAAAAAAGAAAGGGAAAGAGAAAAGGCAUUGCAGCAGCAUUGAUUUUUUAUUCUUAAAAAAAUUUUGAAUGUUUGUUUAUUUUUAGCAGCAUUGAUUUUUAAUAUACCAACGAAACCUUUUUUCUUUGAGACUUGUAUAAUUGAUAGAAAACUAUUAUGUGUCCAUUGACAGAACUUAGGGAAAAAAAGUAUCCCUGAAAGCCAGGAGGAUGAAGUAGGAACUUAAAUGUGGAAAAAGCUUGGAACAGCAGCUGUUGUUGUUACUGUUAAUUUUGCUUUUAUUUUAAAAUGUUUUUCCUCCACUCAUUAUUGUUCCUCCUCUGUUUAGCAUUACCUGCGGCAGUUUUCCCAAGGAAUGCGAAACUUGUCAAGUGAAUAUAAAUCAAAAUGUCUAGAGAUGGAGUUGGGAGGAAGAGCAAGAAAGAAUAUGAAGUCAAGUGGGGGGAGGAGGAGGAGUGGAGCUGUGAGCUACAAAAGGUUUGGAAGCAGUCGGAGCCUCCUGUAGGCUGCACUGAAGAGAUGCAUAACAUGAGCCUCUUGACAUAGGACCCUGCAUGCGAGACCAGCUCUACCACAAUCUGGCUUUGUGUCCUUUUCUUCAUAAGUUUAUUUUGACUAGAUAAUUCCUCUUAUCAUUUAUAACUCAAAAAUUCUGUAAUUCUGCAAAGGUACAAAUGAUUCCCCAGUACUUUUUGACCUUUUGCGUAAAUUUGAAAUACCAAGCAAGAUAGAUUCAACAUCAGAAUCAAUAACACAUACUGAAUACCUACUUUGUGUAUGGUCUCUGCUAUCAAAAUUACAGCUUCAGGGGAGACACAGCUGUAUCUUUUACUUUAUUUUACUUUUAAAAAUAAUAAUUCCUCAGUAUCAUCUAAUAUACACUCCAUAUUCAAGUUUCACCAACUGCUUAAAAAUACCUUUUUAUAGUUUAUUUGUUCUAAUUAGGAUCUAAACAAGGUUUGUGUGUGCUGUUUGGUUAUUGUAUCUCCGUAUCUAGAGUAUACCUCCCCCCUCACCCUUUUUUCUCUCUCUGUUGACUGGUUGGACUGGGUGGUUGUUACCAAAAAUGUUCCACCUGCUAGAUUUGUCUGACUGCUAUUUGACCUUAAGGUAUUACUUUAUUUGUUAUUCUAUUUCCCAUAUUUCCUAUAAAUGGAAGUUAGUUCUAAAGACUUGAGGAAGAUGGUGGCGUAGGAGGACUCUGGGCUCACCGCAUCCUGCUGAUCACUUAGAUUCCACCCACACCUGCCUAAAU